Messenger RNA from Cyphomyrmex costatus, 537 nucleotides. RefSeq lists its product as uncharacterized. The record is from RefSeq and is a predicted model, not a curated record. Bases 1 to 537 code for a protein of 178 amino acids. NCBI's taxonomy places the organism in Eukaryota, Metazoa, Arthropoda, Insecta, Hymenoptera, Formicidae. The transcript has a single exon.
AUGACCGACAUUCUGAACGUCAAAGACAAGCCGGUCUUCGACGAUCGCAUCGUCAGGAUCGAGACUCACACGUACAAUCCGUACGUGAACACGACGUUCGGACACAGCGACGAGAUACGAAUACCCAUACAGCAGCAGGAUCUGUACACGUUACCCUGUGAAAGCUAUCUCUACGUCGAGGGAAGACUCACGUCGAAAGAGGAAAACGCGGAACGACAGCCACAGCUUGGAAUCAAUUGCGUGUCGUUCAUGUUUGAGGAAAUUCGCUACGAACUCAAUGGUACUGAGAUCGAUCGUGGCAGAAACGUCGGAAUAACUAGUCUUUUGAAGGGCUAUGCAACGUUUUCGGAUGACUACACGCAUCAUAUGGAGAAUGCCGGAUUUCCACAUCCGGUUUUUGACAACGAUUUAAAAAGACUAGUAUCACGCGAUGGAUACUUUAGUUUUUACGUACCGUUGAACAUGUUGUUUGGCUUUUGCGAAGAUUACAAACGCGUGGUGAUCAACGCGCGUCACGAACUGAUUCUGAUACACUGA